Molecule: messenger RNA, 1962 nt
Organism: Aureobasidium namibiae CBS 147.97
Lineage: Eukaryota; Fungi; Ascomycota; Dothideomycetes; Dothideales; Saccotheciaceae
Product: DUF654-domain-containing protein
Exons: 2
Coding region: 1-1962 (653 amino acids)
Biological process (GO): rescue of stalled cytosolic ribosome; ribosome-associated ubiquitin-dependent protein catabolic process
Cellular component (GO): RQC complex
Source: RefSeq, a predicted model, not a curated record
AUGUCGUCGAGAGCACUCCGAAAGGCACAGCGCGAGCGCGAAGAACAGGACCAACUGCGAAAGCUCCACGACGAACACGAGGAGCAGCAUGAUGAAUCCGAAGAGGACGACGAGGCUCCUGCUGCUGCCCCGUCCAAGCAGAGUCUCUUUGCCAUGCUGAACCAAGACGGCGCCCAUGACGACCAAGACGAUGCCGAAGAAGAAGAUGUCCAAGAAGAUGAAUCUGAGGGCGAACCUGAGAAGCCUGUCGUCGCCCAACCGACACCAAAGGCGACCAGAUCAAAGAAGAAAAAGAAGAAGGCAAAGAAGGCUCAACCUACGAAUGCUGCCUCUGCCAAAUCGGAUCCCUCUCUCGACGACAUUGAUCUGGCCUUGAAGUCUCUCAGCACAAAGGGCUCCGGCACUGCGACUCCUGCGAACACUGCCGACCCCAACACCAACCAAGUCUGCCGACUACUUUCCGUCGACACAUCCUCGCUCCAUGCCGCCAAUGAGAUGCGCAGACUCUUUGGUGGACGAAGCGAUGGUCUGGCUGCCCUCAGUCGUCGCCGCAACAUCUUCAUCCAGGGCAAGGAGGAGUGGCCUGUUGCCACAAGCGGUGGUCUCGGUAUGGAGGUCAUUGAAAAGAGGUCAGACGGCACCGUCGAGUACGCUUUUGUCCACAACCGCAUCUACCAGGAUGUCCAGAGCCAGUUCGAGACUUGUGUGGCCUCAAUGGACCCUCAGCGUAUGGUUCUCUUGCUCCAGCACAACCCUUACCAUAUCAGCACCCUGCUGCAGGUUUCGGAAAUUGCAAAGCAAGAGCGUGACCACACCACUUCCGGUGACUUGCUGGAGCGUGCCCUCUUCUCCUUUGGCCGUGCUGUUCACUCCACCUUCUCAGCCAACCUCCAACAAGGUAAAGCUCGUCUUGAUUUCCGCCGUCCCGAAAACCGUGAGUUCUGGUUGGCCGCCUGCCGCUACAUUUCCAACCUAGGCAUGCGUUCAACCUGGCGAACCGUCUAUGAGUGGUCAAAGCUGUUACUCAGUCUCGACCCCGAAAACGAUCCCUACUGCAUCAGUCUCGUAAUCGAUCAAUACGCCAUCCGUGGCCGCCAGCCUCAAAACUUUCUCGAUCUAGUCAACAACCCCGUCUUCACGUCAAAAUGGAAGCACUUGCCAAAUGUCCAGCUCAGCCGCGCUCUGGCUUUGAUUCGCGUGGGCGACGCAGCAAAGGGCAAGCAAUCCCUCUACACGGCCGUGAGCCGCUUCCCCUGGGUAGCAGCCCGCCUCUUCCAGGAAUUGAAUCUCGACCCACCACCCAGCAUCUGGGGCAAGACCCCACGCACCGACAGCGAGAAACUGCACUCGGAGACCUACGCCACUCGCGCCAAAGAUCUUUGGAAUACACCCGAGGCCAGCGACCUGCUGGUAGAAGUCAGUUCGGCAGUCAGUAGCGAAGUCCCCGACCCCCCUGUGGUAGACAGGGACAUCACGUUAGACGAAGGCAGACACAUCCUCAUGAGCGACACACCCACCCUCAUCGCCCUGCUCCCUCGCUCCAUAACCGCAAAAGUAACUUCGGCCUCUGACCCCCUACCACCCCCUGCCAACCUCACAACCUACACCCCCCACUCUUCCCUCCACUCUCAGCGUAACCUCCCUCCCGCCCAUCUAGGCGGCGCGGCAGAAUCCCUACGCGAACUCCAAGGCCUGUACCGCUUUUUCUCCGAACUGUUCCCUUGGUUCAACCCUACGGGAGAAGGAGAAGAAAGACCUCAACCGAGUGAAGAAGAGAUCGAGGCGAGGAUUGCAGAGAGUGGGGUUAGUGAGGAGGUGAUUGUGCAGAGGACGCAGAGGUUGAUGGAGUUGCAGCAGAGGCUUGUUGCUGUUGGCGGUGGUGAGAAUGAAGCUGUGGAGAGAGGGGAUGAGCGGCGAGGUUUGAAUGCCAGAGUUGAGGAUGCGGAUGAAGAUGACGAGUAG